Mercenaria mercenaria is the source of this 489-nucleotide messenger RNA. RefSeq lists its product as uncharacterized. The record is from RefSeq and is a predicted model, not a curated record. The coding region runs from base 46 to 489 and encodes 147 amino acids. The transcript has 3 exons. Lineage: Eukaryota; Metazoa; Mollusca; Bivalvia; Venerida; Veneridae.
GCCACGACCAACAAAAGAAAUACAAAAAGACAAGAUUACAAAAAAAUGCACGAAGGAAUCGAUCUAGACGUUGAAGGGUUCGAUAAAAGUCUAAAGCAGGAACCAGUUAUAACAACGAACACCUCUGGCGGGGCCUCCUUAGAACCGGAAGAUACACAGAUGAGUCAUACUAAAGAAAGUCAUGAAAAUGGCGAUCUCGCUACGAGCAAGGAAGAAGACGAGGAAAUGCGUCUCAUAGAGCAGGCGAUCGAGGCAGCCGAGGCGGAAAAACAGUCGAUUUUGAAGACAAGAAAGAAAGUAGAGUUACGGGCGCAGUUGCGACGUAAACAAAUAGAAGUGAAGCAGCUGAAAGAGGAAGACUGUCACAAAAUCCGUAAAGUUCUCAUUGUUGGGGAUUCCAUAGUGAAGCAUUUACCACAUAUUGAGGGUGUUUCUAAUUUGUCUUUUAGGGGGGCAACUAUAGAGAUGAACCGUGUUGAAUUGUCGUGA